This is a messenger RNA of Dioscorea cayenensis subsp. rotundata (Guinea yam), 1944 nucleotides long. RefSeq names its product protein DETOXIFICATION 49-like. The record is from RefSeq and is a predicted model, not a curated record. Gene Ontology annotation, biological process: xenobiotic detoxification by transmembrane export across the plasma membrane. Gene Ontology annotation, molecular function: antiporter activity; xenobiotic transmembrane transporter activity. NCBI's taxonomy places the organism in Eukaryota, Viridiplantae, Streptophyta, Magnoliopsida, Dioscoreales, Dioscoreaceae. Gene Ontology annotation, cellular component: membrane.
AAAUCUCAGAACCCUAUAAAUACACCCAAUUAAUCUCUCAAUUCUCAAAACACAAAACACAUACACAAACAAACUCCCCCUAAACCUCCAGAGCUCCAAACACAAGCAAGCUCAAGAAGCAUCAUCAUGUGUAGAUCUUCAAGCUCAACUCCCCCUCUUCCUUCAUCUCCCAAAGAAUGCAAACAUCACAACAUCCACACACCCUUCAUACAAAAAGCCUUGCCAAAACAACAACAACAACAACAACAACAACAACAACAAUCAGAGUUUCAUACGUUGAGUCCACAACCUCAUGAUGAUCAAAUUCUACAACCAUCAAUUCAAGAAGCAAGUUUUAUACUAAGUCUUGCUCUCCCAAUGAUCCUCACAGGCCUUCUCUUCUAUUCACGUUCCAUGAUCUCCAUGUUAUUCCUUGGCCGUCUUGGUUCUUUACCACUUGCCGGAGGAGCUCUUGCUAUCGGCUUCGCUAACAUCACCGGCUACUCGGUCCUCUCCGGUCUCGCCAUGGGCAUGGAACCUAUCUGUGGCCAAGCUUUCGGUGCCAAAAAAAUCAAUAUCCUUGGCCUUGCUCUUCAAAGAAGUAUUCUUCUUCUCAUCAUCAUCUCCAUUCCUAUCUUUUUAUGGCUCAACAUGCGCCGUAUCCUUCUUCUUUGUGGUCAAGACCAGCUCAUCUCAGCAGCAGCUCAAUCCUACAUUCUCUUCUCAAUCCCAGACUUGAUAUGCCAAUCAUUCAUUCAUCCACUUCGCAUUUAUCUCCGAUCACAAUCAAUCAACAUGCCACUCACUUACUGUGCUGCCGCUGCAAUUCUCCUCCAUUUACCCAUCACCUAUCUUCUAGUCAUAAUCCUCAACCUCGGCAUCAAAGGCGUCGCCUUAGCCGGAGUAUGUACUAAUUUCAAUCUAGUCCUUUUCCUCCUCUCAUACAUCUACUUCUCCGGCCUUCACGAAAGCACCGGCGUGUUAGACCUCAGUCUAGAAUGCUUCAAAGAGUGGAAACCAUUGCUUAGUUUGGCCAUUCCAAGCUGUGUCUCAGUAUGUUUGGAGUGGUGGUGGUAUGAGCUCAUGAUCAUGCUUUGUGGUCUUCUCCUUGAUCCAAAGUCCACCGUGGCAUCAAUGGGAAUUCUUAUUCAAACAACCUCACUAAUCUAUAUAUUCCCAUCAUCAUUGAGUUUUGGGGUGUCCACUAGGGUUAGUAAUGAGUUAGGUGCAAACCAACCAAACAAGGCCAAAAGAGCAGCAACAGUGGGCUUGUCUUGCAGUGUGUUUCUUGGUCUUAUUGCCUUUGCAUUUGCUUUCUCAGUGAGGAACGUAUGGUCAUGGAUGUUCACCAAUGACGAAGGGAUUGCAAUGGUGACAGCGUCGGUGUUGCCGGUGUUGGGCUUGUGUGAGCUAGGCAACUGUCCGCAGACUACCGGGUGUGGUGUUCUUAGAGGCAGUGCUCGGCCCAAGGCCGGAGCUAACAUUAACUUGGGAGCUUUUUAUAUGGUAGGGAUGCCGGUGGCUGUGGGAUUGGCCUUUUGGGGUGGGUUGGAUUUCAAAGGGUUGUGGUUGGGGUUGCUGGCAGCGCAAGCGAUGUGCGUUGUGCUCAUGCUCUGGGUUGUCCUGCGCACGGACUGGGUUUUCCAAGCUGAGCGGGCUCAGAAGCUCACCGGUGUGGACGAUGAUGUUGUUAUUGUUGUUGCCGAUGAAGAUGAUGAAGAGAAGGUUCUACAAAGCAUUGCAGUUGAUGAUCAUGUGGAUGAUGAUGACGAGAAGCCUUUAAUUUGUUAGUUUAAUUAUUAAUAUUAGUAGUAGUAAUUAUUAUUAAAUUCUUUUAUUACAGAGGAGUAUAAUUAAUUAAUGAAAUUCUUUAUAUAUUAAUUGGUUUAUUGUGAGCCACCCAAAAUAGGGAAGGAAAGAUAAGCCGUAAUAUUUGUUUGAUGGUGCUACAGGAUGUAAACAAAC